ACACCGGAUGUUGCUCUUCGGCAGCUAACUCGGGCUAGCUUGGCGCUGGUAUGUGGGUCUGCUCAUUGAAUGACAUCAUGCGGACGAGCGCCUCUCUCCAUCUGCAACAUGACACCUCCAGACAGUAAUGGUUAGACGUUUAUUUAUGACCUGGAGUCAAAUGACAAUCGGUCACCUGCUGCCAUCCAGUGUCCUCUGGCAGGCUUUUAUUCAUGUGUAGCGUGAUGCAACAGAAGUUGUGUUCCAGAGGUUCUGGUUCUUUCCUCUUAGAGAGGAACGGCCAGGCUUGUGGUGCCGUCACCGACUCUGUGACGUCCUGCGACCUCCCUUUCCGCUGCCCUCGCUGCGGCGAGCAGGAGCGUUUCCGCAGCUUGGCCUCACUCCGCGCCCACUUGGAGUACCGCCACUCAUACUGCUCACCCGAUGUGAUUACUGGCAGCUUCAGCAUCACCGGUAAACUCCCAGACCCGCUGACGGCAGCGAUCCCCUGGCAUGACAUGAGCCUCCCAACCCGCCGGGGGCAGCACAGCACGGGGCGCCCACUUCAUGCACGCUCCCUCAGUGACAGCAGAGACAGUGGAUACCCCCGCUCAUACAGCUCCGUGAGGAGGCGCACCCAGAGUGUCGGGGUGGGGACGCAGGCUGAUGAGCAGGAGGGUGAAGAUGAAGAGGAAAGGGGGACAGAAGAUGAAGAUGUAGGAGAAGAGGAUGACGACGAAGACGAUGGUGAAGACAGAGGUGGAAAUAGACAUGAGGAGGAUAUCAAAAUGUCAGACACAUGGCACCAUCACCUCAACCAGCAGCACCUUCCAUUCCCUGUUCCAGCUCCUCCUGUCCCUCCGCAAGACCCAGAACUGGACUUGGACCUGGACCUUGUUGAGCAGAACCCCUACUCCGGUUUGGAGACGGCGGCGGCCUCAGCUGCAGUGCGUCGGCGAUUGGCCAGCAUCCGGCGGGCAGCCGACAGCACCAUGCAGCGUCGACUGGCCAAGGUGAGCACAGAGCUGGCCCAGACCGACACGGAGCUCCUGUGUGAGCGCGCUCACUCGCAGCACCUGGCCCAGGAGAGGCAGGAAGUUGCAGAGCGGGAGAGGUCGUUGAGCCGACAGGUGGACGUGGCUGUCAUGGUGAUCGCCGCGCUAAGGGAGCAGCUGAACACCUCCGAGAAUGAACUGGAACGACGAGAGAGGGAAGUGCUAACCAUUCAGAAGUUUCUGGAAGCAGCGGUUCGGCAGGAGACGUGCGGUAAAGUUCGGAUCCAGCACUUCAUUGAGAACCUGCUGAGACGCAUCGCUCUGGCCGAGAGACUGGUGGAGUAUUACCAGGCUAAUGGCAGUCCCCAACAGUGCCACCACUACAAGCAGCACCAGCAGCCAACUGAUGUCAGACCUCACAAAAUCACCAAAAGCAGGUCAGCGGGAGGUCAGCUGUCCUCGUCUGCUCUCCGUGAUAACAGGACCCACUCCUCCUCCCAGCUUGGCGGCCGGCCCUCGUUCUCCAAAUCGGGAGGGGAGCGAGCCCGAGAGCGGGAGCACCGGGAGCGGCUGGCCCAGUCGUCCCGGCUGUUCUGCCGGCCUGAACACAGAGACGACAUCUGGAACCGCCAGCGCCGCCGGUCUGCUGGGUACGAGUCCUAGAACUGAAGGGAAAUACAAGGGAGAAGGGGGUGUUGGCGAGUAAAACCCUAUUGCACAAUGACUUUAUUCCGGUGUGUUAACCUGCAGAAAGGUACUGCAAGGUCACGCUCACAUCAAGCUUCUUUGGAGCAGUUAGUAUUAACUAAUUCCUGCUUUUACAAGUGUUACAUUAAACUGUUGUACAGGUAUUGGAUACGGUUGCUCCAGUUCCAUUUAUAUUCAGUCAUUUAAAUCAAACUACAGCAGUAACAUUUUUACCAAAAAUGUCAAAGAGUUGCUGUUUCCAGCUUCUCAGAUGUGAAGAUUUGAUGCUUUUCUUUGCCACACAUGAUGGUGAACUGAAUCUCUUUGGGUCACUUUGCCUGGUCGGUAUGAAAAUUGUAACAAGCAUUGUGCUCGAGAAAGUAAUCAUCAGACUAAUCGAUAAUAAAAUAGUUUAGCGUCUAAAAUACAACUCAAGAGCUCUUUAACAAGAGCCUGCUGCCUGGCUUUGUGCAGUCACAUCUCUAAAGAGGGAAUAACUAAAUAAUAGAACUAAACUGUCUUUUCCAUUUUGUUUCCAACUGAUAAUACAUGACAGCUUGUGUAACAGGGUUUAAAACCAUUAUGCAAUGAGAAGUAUUGUCGCCCGACUCUGGCAUCAUAUGGCGUUACUGUAUUUUGUGAUAUUUCUAUUCUAACUGUGUAUUUCGCACUUUUCCAUAGAUUAUUAUACUGAAGUAAACAGCUAUAAAGAGUUAGUGGAUGUUUCUUCAGUGUGAGUGAAACAGGAAUGAGGGACAGCUUCUAUUUCUUUGUCUCAUUUGUCGGCACAAAUCAAAGUUUUAUGUAGAGUAUAACAGGUUUCCUCAGCCUGUAGUGGCGCCUGCGCUCUGAGUUCUUCGCUCUGUAGAGAAACGUAAGGGAUAAAUGUGCCUUUGUGUUCAUCUACUGAUCUGAGAUUUUCAGUUUACAGUGUUGUAAAAGCAAGAAAAGCAUCCAAUCUCAAGCUGGCUACACUCCAACCAGAGAAUUUGGGGCUAAUUUUUGCUCUAAAAUUGACUAAAGAGGUUGAUUCCUGGACCAGUCGUUGCAGCUCUAGAUUGGGGGGUUUGUAAUCUGGCUAACCAGCUUAGUAGCUAUAGUAGUGACCUGGCGUUACUUCCAAGACCAGGAGUGUGUCAUAUUACAUUAGUUAGUGCGGUUAAAAUUUAAGAACAAGCCACGUUCAUCACCAGCACAUUUACUGUGUGGUAUUUCUUUCCCCUGUGGAAGCUGAUCCCAGAUGACAUCGGAGUUUAGGCUAACGUUACAGCUCCGCCACGUUCU
Messenger RNA from Monopterus albus (swamp eel), 2945 nucleotides. It is a transcript of the gene znf365, whose product is annotated as zinc finger protein 365. Gene Ontology annotation, biological process: regulation of neuron projection development; regulation of double-strand break repair via homologous recombination; telomere maintenance. The transcript is spliced from 7 exons. NCBI's taxonomy places the organism in Eukaryota, Metazoa, Chordata, Actinopteri, Synbranchiformes, Synbranchidae. Bases 213 to 1637 code for a protein of 474 amino acids. The record is from RefSeq and is a predicted model, not a curated record.